This is a messenger RNA of Anarrhichthys ocellatus (wolf-eel), 1255 nucleotides long. It is a transcript of the gene abraxas1, whose product is annotated as abraxas 1, BRCA1 A complex subunit. Gene Ontology annotation, cellular component: nucleus. Gene Ontology annotation, molecular function: polyubiquitin modification-dependent protein binding; microtubule binding. Gene Ontology annotation, biological process: attachment of spindle microtubules to kinetochore; protein K63-linked deubiquitination; mitotic spindle assembly. NCBI's taxonomy places the organism in Eukaryota, Metazoa, Chordata, Actinopteri, Perciformes, Anarhichadidae. The record is from RefSeq and is a predicted model, not a curated record. The transcript has 5 exons. Bases 255 to 941 code for a protein of 228 amino acids.
UAGGAGGAUGUGUUUCUAUUGAUCACCUUUAGGAGGAUGUGUUUCUAUUGAUCACCUUUAGGAGGAUGUGAUUCUAUUGGUCACAUUUAGUAGGAUGUGAUUCUAUUGAUCACCUUUAGGGGGAUGUGAUUCUAUUGGUCACCUUUAGGAGGAUGUGACUCUAUUGGUCACCUUUAGGAGGAUGUGAUUCUAUUGAUCACCUUUAGGAGGAUGUGAUUGGCUGGUACAGACAGCGGAGGAACUCGGACCAACAGAUGACGUUCAGAGAGAAGAUCGUCCACGAGAAGCUGAAGACAUGUCUGUCCAACCCUCAUGUGAUCUUUGUGCUGCUGACGCCCAGCAGGUCGACUCCGACAGGCUCCACCCACAAGAUGGAGUACGCCGCCUUCAUCUCACGCAGCAGGCAGUUUGUGAACGUUCCCGUGCUGGUCAACAACCUGGGUCUACUGGAGCAGCUGGCGUACUGGAAGGAGUCGACGUCGUGCUCCGCGGCCGGUUACAACCUUACCAUGAACACACACGGCUCUAAGUUCUUCUCCUCCAACGGGCUGCUGAGGGAAGUGAACGACGUGAACUCCAUGAACGACUCUCUGCAGACGGAGCUGCAGAAAGCUUGCAGGACGUUGGAGGAGAGUGAACGUCUCGUAGAAACACUCCAGAGUGACGUUUCGACUCUCAGGAGGAAACUUGUUGAGAAGAAGAAAAGUUCAGCAGGAAAAGGUGGUCCCGUGGAUCAGAGGGACCAGGUCCUCCAGCAGGUCUUCAGGUCUCUGUUGUGCUCUCCUCCGUUUCACUCUCACACUCUGACUCUGGACUCACUUCCUGUUCCUGAUGCCGUCUCCAUGACACCGUCUCCUGAAACGAGGUCUGGCAGGAAGAGACCAAAGGAGAUGUCGGGGGGGCGGGACAGGAAACGCAGGAAGAGCCAGCCUUCAGAAUAAAAUGACGGAAGUCAAACGUGGAUUCAAUCCUCGUUUCUCUUCAAUGUUUAAAAAUGAUAAAGAUGAUUUAUGUUAAAAACUGUUUGUUAAUUUAAUUAAUAGCAACUAGUUUUAUUGCUAUGUUAGCAUGCUAACAUGCUAAUGCUCAGCUGGUGUCAUGUCCACUAUCUUAAGGUGUGCUCACACUAAACGCGAAAACUUCGGCGCGAUAGCCUAUCGGCGUUGAGAUGCUUCCCCCGUCAUCACUGACUUCCUGCCGUUGUUGAAUCAGGAAAUAAAUACUGUAUCCGUCUGUGUUCACCCAGAGCUCUACG